UCACAGAACAGCGCGCGGUGGUGAUCCACGCGUAUGAUUCUGUCCAGCCUUUUACAUUUGCGCUCAUACUUCCGACUGCGCUCAGCAUACAUGGAAAACGAUUUCGCUUUGUGAAUGUCCGCCGGGAACAGCUCAUAAAUUGCACUCACAAAAAAAAAACAGUUCACUUCUUAAUUAACUGUGUUUUGAUACAAAUCGAAAAUGUGAUUUUUCUCAAGGGGGAUAUAGAGUCGUAAAAUGGUUUUGAGACCCGGCGUCUCCACAAGGAAAUGGGAGUUUCUGCAUUUAUGGGUACAUGAAUCUAAGUUCCGGGGGCCCGAUGCCUGUGAUGGAGGAAGUAGAUAUCAGCGGCAGUGAGAGCAACAGCAUGCCGAAGAGGAUUGCUCUCAUCUGCUUCCUUUCCCUGGUGAUGCUCAUGAGUGUCCUGGGGAACCUCCUGGUCAUGACAGCUGUCUGCAAGGACCGCCAGCUCAGGAAAAUCAAGACCAACUACUUCAUAGUAUCGCUGGCCUUUGCAGACCUGAUGGUGUCGGUGCUGGUGAUGCCGUUUGGUGCCAUAGAACUGAUUCACCAGAACUGGAUUUAUGGAGAAACCUUCUGCCUGGUCCGGACAUCUCUAGAUGUACUGUUGACAACAGCCUCCAUAUUACACCUAUGUUGCAUAGCUUUGGACAGGUACUAUGCCAUCUGCUGCCAGCCACUGGUCUACAGGAAUAAGAUGACACCACUGAGAGUGGCUCUUAUGUUAGGAGGAUGCUGGGUAAUCCCCACCUUUAUAUCCUUCCUACCCAUAAUGCUAGGAUGGAACAGUAUCGGAAUAGACCAUUUGAUAGAGGAACGGAAGUUCAGCGGUGAUGCAGCCAACUCGACGGCGUGUGUCUUCAUGGUCAACAAGCCCUACGCGCUGACGUGUUCCGUGGUGGCCUUCUACAUCCCUCUGGUUCUGAUGGUACUGGCCUACCAGCGUAUCUAUGUGACUGCACGGGCGCACGCGCGACAAAUCGGCGUGCUGCAGCGGGCGGGGGGCGCUGCCGCCUCGGCAGACAGCGCCGACCACCAGCGCAACCACCGGAUGCGUACGGAGACCAAGGCGGCCAAGACUCUGUGCAUCAUCAUGGGCUGUUUCUGCCUGUGCUGGGCCCCCUUCUUCAUCACAAACGUGGUGGACCCCUUCAUAAGCUAUACAGUGCCCGACCAGCUGUGGGCGGCGUUCCUGUGGCUGGGUUACAUUAACUCCAUGCUCAAUCCCAUUCUCUAUGCCUUCUUGAACAAGUCCUUCCGCCGUGCCUUCCUCAUCAUCCUCUGCUGUGGGAGAAAGCGUUACAGCGUCAGGCGGCCAUCCAUACUAGGGCCAGGGCCCCCCUGCUCGGCCACACAGAUCAACGGCUCCACACAUGUGCUCAAGUAAUCGGGUCGUUCCACCAAUUCGAUGCCUUUUGAGAAGUGUAACUUGGAAGUAUGCUGCCCUGCACAAUGGAAACCAUAUUGAAAAGGAAAAGCCACAGAGUCGCCGGAGUCCUGCUUCUGACAACCACAGACAGUCAGACAGACACUACCCUGUGCAACCUGAGACAGGGACUGGGUCAGAACCAGAACCAGCCCUAGAGGGAGUCAUUCUAAGGCGGCCUCUCCCACUGAGAGACAGCCAAACCAACAACACGUUUGGACUGAAUUCUUAGUAGCGGGAUCGAUUAUGGACUGUGGAAUACUUUAAGGUGAAUAAUGUUGCCAAAGCUAUUUGAUAUUAACUUUGUUUUAAGAUAUGUCGUUUCAUAUUUCCGUUGCUUAGAAAAGGAAGAAAAACACUCAAUCUUUCUGAUCCACUUUAGCUAGCUCUGUUAGUGUUCCAGUAAUGCUUAGUGUUAUCUGUCACCAAUAUAAACAUUUCAAUAAGCUUUAUUGAUCUAAGGAGGUGCAAUUUCACACAGGCACAGAGGGCUCAUAACCCCUUCAUUUAGAAUUAAGUAUUAACUUGAAAAUAUUCUAAUUUUAUUCAACUUCAGGUCUCUUAUCUCUCCCUGUCAUUGGUGCCCUAUACUCAAUCACUAUCAGCCUAGAUCCCAUAACUUUCCUUUGAUACUCUGCAUAAUUUUCAAAAGCCGAAAGUGAUAAAGUAUUUUAACACACCCACGGUAUUGUAUGGUAUGUGAUUAAAUAAUUCAGCCCCUGAAGUGCAUUAUUAGCUACUACACUUUAUAAAUGAUCCCUUAUCUCUCAUGACUCCUCUCUCAGAUGUCGACAAAGAUGGACCAUGCAAUAAGAUUGGACAUGUUUUUAAAGAUUAUGGUUGCUGAAGCAAUUUAAUCUUGGUCACAGUAUUUUGCCUCCUACUGAUGUGUGUUGUCUACUACAGUACGUACAUACUACGUACAGUAUGUGGGUGCAUGCUUGAGAUCUUGUCCUAUACUUCAUGAAGUGCCCCUCUCAACACCACGUGUUUAGUCUAGUCCACAGCAACAUCGAAUUUCUUAUGCAUUACUAACAGCAGUCCGAAAACAUUUGCUGGAGUGUACUACAAUUUUCUGGCAUUUUGUAUUCAUGAACAAUCCAAGUUAUCCCUUGAAAUGUAUAUUUACCUGCACUUGAAAUGUAAACAUUGACUUUCUUUUCCUGUGCAAUUCCAAAGCAAACCAUUCCACUUGCUGAAUCCUUCAGUAGGCUACCAAUGAUGACUAGCUCGUUUAAAAGGCAAUCGCCACCAAAGCCAGCGUUUCAUUUUCUGUGAGUCACCAAAUAGAGGCUCAGUAGUUCAGUUAAUAACAUUCUGUCCAAAGCACUGGGAAUAUUUCCUUUCAGAAAACAAUGCAAAGAGAUCAUACAUAGUCAUAUACAGCAGGAUGUAAAGAAUACCAACUGCAUUUUCCCCAUACAUUCAUCCGUUAAACAGCAACUUAAACAAAAUUACCCUGUUGGUUGAACUUCCUGAUGAAAUGUCCAAUCUUAAAGGGCAGUGCAGUCAAAAACACCAUUUACCAUUUUUUUGUAUGAUAUUUCCAGACUAUCAGGUUGAGAAAAAAAUUGAAAUUGUGAAAAUUAUGAAAAUGCCCUUUUAGUGUAAGCUUUUUGAAGAAAAAAAAUGCCUGGAAUUUCAGCUUGUUCAGGUGGAAUGGAGUUUUUGGCCCAAAGCAUGAUAUCACAAUCUGAUCUGAUUAUUCUGACCAAUAGCUGGGUGAGUAUCUACGAGUGUUCGCUCCUCCCUUGUACCUGGUUGAUGAAUUAAGGUCGCUAAGGAACUCCCCUCCCCUGGUUGUUUAUGUCUUAUUUGAAAGGAAAACCCCAAAACCAGCAGACACUAUGCCCUCCAUGGAAUGAGUUUGACACCCCUGCCCUUGAGUCUAGACCAGGGUUUCCCAAUCCUCUCCUCAGAUGUUUCACAUUUGAGUUUUAACCCUAAAGUGCCACAUCUGAUUCAAUUAGGCAAAGGCGUGAAGAUUAGUUGACUAAUUGAAUCAGGUGUGCCAGUUUAGAGUUCAAACAAAAAUGUGAGAGGGUUGGAAAACCCUGGUCUAGAUGAUCCAAUCAGAUGUAUCAGUACAUCCACACGAUCAGUCUGAGCAUUUCAAUGGCAAAAGAAGGCUCAGGGAAAUAAAUGAUAGACAAAUAUAUUUAGAUUUAUUAUCAUGAAACAAACACUCAUAGUGAUUUAUUAGACACUGAGUGAUGAUUUAAAAAAAGAAAAUGAAAAAGACUGCAUGAGGCUUUAAUAGAUAGCUCAGCAGAUGAUCCUUAUGAGCAGAUUGUCUCUGAGUGGGGUGUUUGGGGCAAGGUUGAGUGUGUUACACAGAGUCCAGUAGCAUUAAGCCAUAAGUCAUUACAUCCAUCCUGUCUUCCUCCUUACAAAACCAAAAUGUCUGUCACUCCCUCCUUCCCUCUUGUCCUUGGACUCAAUCUUUCCCCUGAACAUUCAUGGGAAGUAAUAAUAACUUCAAGUUUUAUUUGACGAAACUUUCAGAAUAUAUCUUGAUAGACUUUACAGGGCAUGAUUUUCAGUGGCAAUGACAGCUCUUCUAUUCAGAGGGUUUUGGUCAAUAGAAAUGUUCUUGUUUUUUCCUGCAACAACUGACAGCUAAAUGUAUUUAGAAUAUAUACACUAUGUUUACAAAACGUUAAGGACACCCCCCACUUUUGCCCUCAGAACAGCCUCAAUUCGUCAGGGCAUGGACUCUACAAGGUGUCAAAAGCAUUCAACAGUUAUGGUCCAUGUUCACUCCAAUGCUUCCCACAGUUGGAUGUCCUUAGGGUGGUGGACCAUUCUUGAUACACACAGGAAACUGUUGAGUGAAAAACCCAGCAGCAUUGCAGUUCUUGACACAAAUCGGUGCGCCUAGCACCUACUACUAUACCACAUUCAAAUGCACUUAAAACUUUUGUCUUGAAUGGCAAACAUACACAAUCCAUGUCUCAAUUGUUUCAAGGCUUAAAAAUCCUUCUUUAACCUGUCACCUCCCUUUCAUCUACAUGGAUUGAAGUGGAUUUAACAAGUGACAUCAAUAAGGGAUCAUAGCUUUCACCUUGAUUCACCUGGUCAGUAUGUCAUGGAAAGAGCAGGUGUCAAUAAUGUUUUGUACACCCAGUGUAGGCAGAGCCUUUACAGUGCUAUACCCUUCUGGAACAGAUUUCAAACCAAUGUUAUUUUUUUUGUUCUUGUUUUUUUCAUGCUCCUUAAAAAAAAGAAGCUAUUUAUCUCAGACUGUGACCUCUUCAUAAUUGAAGCACUGGCACUUUAGUAAUAUAUAGAUGAUAAUGAUGUAAAAAGAUUGUUCCAGUCUUCUCAUCAGUUGAUUGUCCAAGACCAACUUUAUAAACAAAGGUAUUUUGAUCACUUAAAUGAUUUACUUUCCUUUUCAUUCAUCCUGAAGAUUUUGUUUUGUUUUGUAUUUUUGAUGAUACAUUCAGAAAAGUCUGUAGUGCAUUAUUUUGGAUACAAAGGUAAAUGCCACGUGUACAUUCCAUGAAGACCCAUUCUAAUUAUAUAAUAAUCAAAAUAGUCUCAAAUCAUUCCCUUUGUGAGUGGGACUUUACUUGCUUACAGUGCAAACAAUGCAACAUAAUAUUUGUCCAUGAACAAUUUUAAAAUUGAAUUUGUAUAUUUUUCUUUGUGUUUCCUUUUUCAGGAAUUAAUUCAGCCAAUUAAGAAGAUGAUAUAUGCAUUGUACUUCCAGCAUAAUUAAGGCUUAUAUUUCUGGGAUUUUAAAGUGUACAUAGAUGAAUAUUUUUCAGCAAAAAGUGGGAUAUGAGUCUGUCUCUUCAGUGGACUUGAACACAGCAAUUAUAAUGGCUUAAUAUUCUUCAUUCCAGUAGCUCUGCUGGCCUAUCCUUCCAGCACAGUAUAAUGAUAAAGCCUGAACAUGUAUGCCACCAUAUACUACAGUACACAUAUGUGUAUGCAUAGUCACAUACAGCUGUUUUUUAUGUUCAAGAUGUUCAUAAACCUUGUACAUCACAACAUUUUAUUGCCAGUUUUCAAUUGACGUGGCCAGCAUAAGAAUUCCACCCAGACUAAAAAGGAGGGGGUUUCCCUUCAUGUUUUGUUUGUGAUAAUAGAUGUGCUGCGUACAUACUCCUCUGGGCCCGGCAGUUUCCAUGACACCUGGAAUAUAAAUCUCUGUGAUCAACAUGUAUGGUACAUUAUGUGUUGGUGGUUGAAAGUCCAGAAUUAGAACACAACCUGUGGAGAUUUACUUUAGUUACACCCCUGAGGUAGAUUUGAAAGGAGAACCAUCAACUACCUAAUUGUAUACUGUAUAUUCAGAUACCAGUUACACAAUAUAGAGUCUAAUUAUUUAUCAGACGUUUUGAAAACAGACGUGAUACUGGGAACGGCACAGUAAUACAUUGGUAAUACAUUGUACUUUCCCUGUGAAUAGUCCUGUAGGACUUCCUUUAAUCCUUGUUGAGUUACAUACACAUAGAGUUGGGACAAUAAACCAAAAAUGAUUGACACCGACCAAAUUGGUCACUUAUCGCAGGCAUUUCGUUCAUUAGGAUAAGUAGCCUAUACUAGAGAAAUGUGAAGUUUGAAAUGAGUUUGCUAAUAUGGGUGAUUGUUAAUGGAACAUUUGAUGGCUACAAUAGUUUAAAGCAGGUAUCUCCAACCUUUUGUAGCAUGAAAGCUACUUUAAAAAAAAGUAUUAUGUCACCAGUUGCACAAUAAAUCUUUGGUUUCAAACAGACACAUUAUCAUUUUCUCCUCUCACCUGCAGCUCUUCCUUGGGUCUUAGUGUACAAGAGAAAGUAGUUCCCUAUGUUUUUUGUCAAUAUACCUGGUAAAAUAAUGGUUAAUAAACUACUCUAAGCCGGGCCCUUUAAAAUCUGAUUUUUUUCCCCAAAAAAUUCUGUUUUAUAUUUUCCUAAAUUACGUUCUGUUUUAUUUUUCACUUUUAAAAUUCCUAUUGUUCAUAGAGAAACAACAACAUUGGAUGUUCUGAGUCCAUGUCAAUGCUUAUGUCAAUGGAAGAAAUGUAGAUUUUUAAUUGUAAUUCCUCUUUAAUUGCACAUCUGGCGACUGAGGAAUGUGCCGGUCUAAUGUGCUGGUCUAACAAUGGUUCUGUACUGCUGCUUCUCAAUUCAUGACAAAGUAUAUCAUACAAAUGAUAUACUUGUGCCAGGUAAGCCAGCUUUGCGGUUAACAUUUAAUUGAGAAGGUUUUGGGGGAAGUUGUAUAUAGCAUACCUCAGAAUUGUUUGUUGAGCUACUCGUAGGUGGGCUGCUCGUGAUCGACCUGUUGGAGACCCCUGGUUUAAAGGAUCAUUAAAAAAAAGCUGUGGUAAAGUUUAA
Salmo salar (Atlantic salmon) is the source of this 6777-nucleotide messenger RNA. Its product is annotated as 5-hydroxytryptamine receptor 4. NCBI's taxonomy places the organism in Eukaryota, Metazoa, Chordata, Actinopteri, Salmoniformes, Salmonidae. Gene Ontology annotation, molecular function: G protein-coupled serotonin receptor activity. The record is from RefSeq and is a predicted model, not a curated record. Gene Ontology annotation, cellular component: plasma membrane. Gene Ontology annotation, biological process: chemical synaptic transmission; adenylate cyclase-activating adrenergic receptor signaling pathway; positive regulation of MAPK cascade.